This is a messenger RNA of Impatiens glandulifera, 930 nucleotides long. Its product is annotated as chlorophyll a-b binding protein 4, chloroplastic-like. The record is from RefSeq and is a predicted model, not a curated record. Lineage: Eukaryota; Viridiplantae; Streptophyta; Magnoliopsida; Ericales; Balsaminaceae. The transcript has 3 exons. Gene Ontology annotation, cellular component: membrane. Gene Ontology annotation, biological process: response to light stimulus; photosynthesis, light harvesting in photosystem I. Bases 37 to 777 code for a protein of 246 amino acids.
CUAUCAUCACGAAAACCAAAUCACCGGAAAACAAAAAUGGCAGCCGUCACCACUCAAGCAUCAGUCGCCGUUCUCCGGCCGAGAUUCCUUACCGGCGCCAAACUAAACAAGGAAGUCUCCGUUAGACUGACGUCAUCAAACGCCUCAAUUAGAUCGUUCAAGGUUGAAGCUAAGAAGGGUGAAUGGCUUCCCGGUUUAACCUCGCCGGCAUACCUCAAUGGCAGUCUGGCCGGUGACAAUGGGUUUGAUCCGUUGGCACUAGCAGAGGACCCAGAAAACCUAAAAUGGUUCGUACAGGCCGAGUUAGUAAACGGGCGAUGGGCGAUGUUAGGAGUGGCCGGAAUGUUACUUCCGGAGGUAUUCACAAACAUCGGAAUAAUCAACGUUCCGAAAUGGUACGAUGCAGGGAAGGAAGAAUACUUUGCAUCAUCGUCAACCCUGUUCGUGAUCGAGUUCAUAUUGUUUCAUUACGUUGAGAUCCGACGGUGGCAAGACAUAAAGAACCCGGGAAGCGUAAAUCAGGACCCUAUAUUCAAGAACUACAGUUUACCCCCAGGUGAAGUAGGAUACCCAGGUGGUAUAUUCAAUCCUCUCAACUUUGCUCCCACUUUGGAAGCCAAAGAGAAGGAAAUUGCAAACGGGAGAUUGGCUAUGUUGGCAUUCUUGGGAUUUGUGGUUCAACACAAUGUGACUGGGAAAGGGCCUUUUGACAAUCUGUUGCAGCAUCUUUCUGAUCCAUGGCAUAACACCAUUGUUCAAACUUUUAGUGGAAACUAAUUAAGAAAUUUGAGGAUUGUAAUUGUCUACAUUACAUUAUUAGGCUUUGUUUGUUUGUUUGUUGUUAAUGAGUGGGAUUCACUAUGAAUAAUUUCUCUCUAUUUUGUACAGGGAUACUAGUUCAAUUUAAUGAAAUCACACUUGUGUUCUUAA